This is a messenger RNA of Anoplopoma fimbria (sablefish), 2378 nucleotides long. Its product is annotated as insulin-like growth factor-binding protein complex acid labile subunit. The record is from RefSeq and is a predicted model, not a curated record. Gene Ontology annotation, molecular function: protein binding. Bases 1035 to 2102 code for a protein of 355 amino acids. Gene Ontology annotation, cellular component: plasma membrane. The transcript has 5 exons. NCBI's taxonomy places the organism in Eukaryota, Metazoa, Chordata, Actinopteri, Perciformes, Anoplopomatidae.
GGCAGCAGAGACAAUCUGUUCCCUCCGACCCCUUCCUGAUUGUCCUGACCUCAGGUGACCUCUCCGGGACACUUCCUGUCACAGAGUCAGAGCUGCCAUGUUGGAUGUGAGGAGGAGCGUGAACGAGCCGCCUCACUGUCCCGUUCAUUUACACCUCCACCCGUCUCACACACACACACACACACACACACACAGGUUUGUUUUGUAAAUAUACUAGAAUUGUCUUUAUCGGUCAGAGGUGUGAGGGACAUAGAGCAGGAUGAUUGACAGCUGAAGGGCGGGACCUGUCAUCAGGUUUUAACGAGGAGAGUGUUUGUGUAAAAGUAUAACACUCAAGAGUACUAGUAGUUCAUUUAUUCUUUGAAUACUCUUUAGUUUGGUCUAAAUAUGCAUUAAAUAUGUACUAAAUCCUCACAGAGCAAAAACUAAAAGAAGAAUAUCUUCAUUUAAGAGACAAUAACUAAUACUGGAAGAUACACCAGCUAAUAUCAAGGAGGAAGGUGUCUUAUUUAACCAGUACUAUGUCUGUCACUACUUCUAUACUCCUGCUUUGUUGUAGAUCCUCUUCUCCUUUCAGACAGACCCACUUCGCCCCCUGCUGGUCAGUUUGAGCACUGCACACAAGUUCAACUGAUGACAUCACAAUGACCUCACCUUCUCACAGAAGAGGAACUGAGCCGUGAAAGCUGCCGUUUCCAAAGAGUAGAAGAAGACGAAGACGCUGACAGGUCCGCUCGUCUUCAUCCAUCCAAAAACGUCCUGCUUCAUCGUCCAGAUGAGAAUAAAUAAUGUCACAUCUGUCCGUGAGGAGCUUCAGCGUCGCAGAAUAACACGUCACAUUUUAAUUUAAAGCCUGGUGAAUAAUUGACGAGCCGUCCCUCUCUUUCCAUCACUCUUUGUGGCGUCGCUCGUCAGGUUCUGCGGCCCGUGACAAACCUGCCCUCCCUCGCCUCAUCAUGUCCAGUUUCCACCUGCCACCGGCUGCGUGUUGACGGAGGAAGAAAACAGGAGCAGCUGCUGAAAGCUUUAAAGCCAUGAAGGAGCUCCUGCUCCUCCUCCUGCUGGUGACGGAGGCCUCCUCCAGGUCUCACAGCAGCUGGUGCGAGGGCGGCUGCGACUGUCGAGGAGACCUGAAGUUCACCAUCUGCUCUCGGGCGCUCUUCACCCAGCUCCCCUCCAGAAUCCCCCCCAACACGGAGCUCCUCGACCUCUCCGACAACCACAUCUCCGUCAUCCCCGAGCGCUCCUUCAGCAAAAACCGCAAGCUCCGCUUCCUGCUGCUGCAGAACAACAACAUCAGCGUGGUGGAGGACGGCGGCUUCUCGCAGAUGGAGUUCCUUCAGAAGCUGGACCUGAGCUGGAACCGGAUCUCCACCCUCACUGGAGGUUUCUCCAUGGGCUUGGGGUUCCUCCGUGAGCUGCAGCUCGCCCACAACCGCCUCAGGAGCCUGGACAGCCGCAGCUUCCUGCACCUGGACGGCCUCCAGAGGUUGAACCUGAGCUGCAACGGCAUCCACACCAUCCAGGUGAGGUCGUUCUCCUCCAUGAGCAGCCUGCGGCAGCUCCACCUGCAGGACAACCAGCUGACGUCUCUGCGGAGCGGCAUGUUCUCCAUGCUGCGCUCCCUGGAGGUCCUCAACCUGGCCGGGAACCGGAUCGGCGAGAUGGAGAUGGCGGUCUUCAAGCCGCUCACCAGCAUGACGCUGCUCAACCUGGCCGACAACCAGAUGUCCACCAUCUACUUCAAGACGUUCCUCAGCAUCCACACCUACAGCACCCACAUCCUGCUGGAGGAGAACCCGUGGGACUGCGACUGCGACCUGCAGAGAGUUUUCCGGAAGCUGAGGAGCAUCCAGAGGCUCUUCCUGGACGACUACUCCAACCUGACCUGCGGGGAGCCGGCGGCCCUCAAGGACUACCGGCUGACGGCCGUGGACUCGGAGCUGUGCCUCGCCGAGACGGUCACCGUGCUCAUCAUCACCGUCACCGUGGUGAUAACCGUGCUGGCCGCCAUGCUGAUGGGCGAGAGGAAGAGGAAGAAGAAGAAGAAGAGGAAGCACUGGACGCAGCAGGGGGAUCUCUCAGACGAGUCGGACUACUGAACCUUGAGUUAUAUCACCAUGAAGCUGCAUCCUGUCUUUUUUACGCUCUUUAUUUUCACAUUAAAACAAAGUGAUCUUCAGCAUUUUGACUUUCAGAAGUUGACAGAAAAACAUCUGCUCGCCUGGAAAGACAUUUCAGAUUUGUGGUUCACUGCUGCAUAAUAAAACCUUUAAUUAUUAACAGCUAUAUUAAUAAACAUGGUUUAUUCCCUCAUCUUUACAUGAAUGGAUACAAAUACAGUGUGUUUGUGACUGAAACAUUAAAUGGGAUGUUGU